AAAUUGAAGAAAUUGUAAAUUUGUCAUCUGAUGAAAUUCAAAGUUCAUUAGAAACAGAUCCAACAUCUUUAAUAUCAUCUUUUUUUUCUCAUCUUUCUUCAACUUCUAAUCAAGAAUUUAGAACUAAUUCAAAUGAAUUUGAACAAUAUUUACAAAUGAAAGAGUUAUUAAUGCAUGAAAAAAAUGAUGACAACAAUGAUGAUGAACUUCCCUACUGGGAUGAUGCAAUUGAAAAAUAUUAUGACCGUCCGGAUCAUCCACACUUUCACUUGAUUACAUAUCCUAAUUACUUUUGUGAUUACACCAUUCGAUCCAAACAACCAAAUAUUGAAUUUUAUAAUGUUCUUCAAGAAAUACAAACAGGUCACCUAUCAAGAAGAACAAAAGAUAUUAUUCAAUCAAAAAUAAACACAAAUAAUGACCCAGAAAAAUUCUACAACACUACUCAUAUUGUCAGCACCCGCCAAGCCGCAUUCAAUAUAAAUCAACUCCUAUGUAGCUACCUCCCAUUCGACCACACAACAAGUGAACCUCUCACCUCAACAUCCGAAGAUACCCUGGACUUUGAAAACCUAACCGAAACCAACUUGUCCCCCCACUUUAAACACUCAACAAAUCUACCCCACAUAACGUACUUACAAGAAGAAGUAACUUUCCCUACCUUCACAAACUUAAGCAAAGUCGUCGUUCAAAAAGAAACUAUCUAUUUCAAUAUAGAUGGAAAACACGCAUCGAGAAAACAAUUCCCACUACAGAAUGCCUUUGCCCUCACCGCACAUAAGGUACAAGGUUUAACAUUACCUCAUGUAACCACUUCCGUUGACGAAACCUUAUUUGCCGAAGGUCAAGCCUACGUCGCGAUGAGCCGUGCAACUUCAUGGCAGAAUCUCCGAAUCAUAAACUUUGACUAUAACUACUUAAAAAUCACCGAGGGCCGCUCUGAACGAAUACAAAAGGUUAAAUAUGAUACAUGCCAGGGGGUUCCAAAAUUUAAAAUAAAUCUUUAA
Diversispora eburnea is the source of this 1007-nucleotide messenger RNA. The record is from the annotation of a GenBank genome assembly. Lineage: Eukaryota; Fungi; Glomeromycota; Glomeromycetes; Diversisporales; Diversisporaceae.